AUGAGCCCUCGCAUCUUCUCUUGCGUUCUUUGUGGAUACCUCGUCUGUAAUUAUGAAGACCCUAGUUCUGCAUCCUGGCUAAACCAGUUUCGUGUUCUCUACACCUAUCAAGACAAAAUUGCAGUGACGGGAGUUGGAAUCUACGAUGAUCCCGAUGGCGGCGACUGGAUUGCCCCCUUGGAUGUCAGUGGACGAUGGGAUGACGAGGGAUAUGACUUCCCAGAUAGUGACUGUAUCGGUGUGCUUCGCCAGCGCCCGGUUAACGGCAGAUUCGGUUUUCUGUUUCACGAGGCUUGCUGGUCACUUCUAGACACAGCCUAUUCUCCCAACGAAGUCCCGUGUAGGGCUCUCUUCGAAGUGUGUAAGUCGCUGCCAUUUCCAUCUGAAGGGACCGGCCUUAGCUGGGGUCAUACUUUUGGGGGCUUAGUCAUGGUAAAUAAUAAGGACUACUACCCCUGGGAAGACCGAUUCGUCGAUCGGGAUGGGGACUCGCUGCAGUGCAAGGCUGCUAGGCGUGACCCAUAUCAUGUUCCAGAGAUUCAACUGCUUCAUUCAGAGCGUCCAAAGACGCCAAAAUUUAUCAAGUGCUCUGCUGAACCAAGAACUGUACUACGGGAUUGUAUUACUGCGCUCCCUCAAGAGAUUUGCUUUCAGAUUGCUUCUUAUCUUCCAACAGCGGAUGCCCUAAGAGCACGCCAAGCUUCACGAUCGUUUGUGCCAAUCUUCUACAGCCAUCAAUUUUGGGCUUCCAGAUUUCGGGGCAAGAAUGCAGAGCGCGGUUGGCUAUUUGAGUCCCAUGAGUGGGAUAACACGUCAUCGGACUGGAGAUGGUUGUAUUAUCGCACAAACAAAGCUCACCGUAAAGGGGGUAUUCGAAACAGAGAAAGGGUCUGGAAACUGAUCCAGAAGGUCCAACAAGCAUUGGCCUCACGAAGCAGCGAACUUUCCGUGAUCGCUUUACCCACAUCGGAUCCAGGCACUCUGACGUGGUUAGAGGCGACUGGCAAUUUGCAUCCGGAGGCAGACGCACGGCCAUACCCUGGAUUUAACGAUGGUUGUCGUCGAUUCUACGAACAGCAGGCAACUAUUCCCAGCCAGCUUGGCCAAAUUGUAUUCAGUGUUGUCCAACUUGGAGACGCUGAAUAUAUCGCCGGAAUGAGACUUAUCCCCAAGCAAGGGGCAGCUGUCGAAUUGGGAUACAGAACAGAGGGUAGAGAGUCAGUCCUGGAUCUUGCAAUACUCAAAGGAUUCAACUUAGCUGUAGGGUCAAGAGGUAUACAAGGAGUGCAAUGUAUGUUUGAGGGCGGCCAGACAUCCCCGUGGAUUGGAUGUGCACAGGGGUCUCCAAAAACAAGGCGCCUCGCAAUUUCAGGGCCAAUAGCAGCUGUCAAAGCCGGGUUCGACGGACUCAAGAUGGUCAGUUUGGCUGUUGCAAAGUGUAUCCCGGUUGUUACCGAAAUCAAGACCACAGAGCCGUAUUCACUGCGAGACUGUGCCUUUUGGUACCCCGAAAUCCCAGGAAAUGAGUUGCAUCUGAACGACGAUUAUUUUACGGCAAGGCAUACAUCAACAACUAGGUACCAGCCGCUUUGUUGGACUAUGUUCGGGGGGGUUAAUGGUUCGUACCUACGUAACUUGACUGGGAUAUCUGUCACCAGUUUAGGCACACUGCGCAAUGUCCAGUUUCACUUUAACGCCGAGGAUAUCCCAGCUGCAAACAGGAGGUUAGGGAGGUUCAAAACUUUCGAGUACUCUAAAACCAUGCACUUUGACAUUGAUGGCCCUGGCGGAGAGUUCAUCAAUGCUAUUACGAUUUCGACGAAUCGUGGAAGAAGUUACCACUUCAGAGAAAAUGAAGCGGUUGUGGAGUCUCAACUGGUGGAAAACCCUAUAAAAAUUGCGACUGGAUCUACUAUUACCGGAUUCUAUUGGAGUCAGCAUGAUAUUGGUCUCACAGCGCUUGGGGUCAUUUCAGAGAUGGUUGAGAAGCCGAUAGCAAUGUGA
Messenger RNA from Pochonia chlamydosporia 170, 2004 nucleotides. Its product is annotated as F-box domain-containing protein. NCBI's taxonomy places the organism in Eukaryota, Fungi, Ascomycota, Sordariomycetes, Hypocreales, Clavicipitaceae. The transcript has 5 exons. The record is from RefSeq and is a predicted model, not a curated record. Gene Ontology annotation, molecular function: protein binding. Bases 1 to 2004 code for a protein of 667 amino acids.